Paramecium sonneborni is the source of this 1006-nucleotide messenger RNA. The record is from the annotation of a GenBank genome assembly. Lineage: Eukaryota; Ciliophora; Oligohymenophorea; Peniculida; Parameciidae.
AUGUUCUGGCUCAUUACCAUUUUUCUCAAAAUUACUUACUAAUAAACACUUUUUUACUCUGCAUUCACUGACACAACUUUAACAAACAUAGACAGUAUAAAAUUAAUACCUAUAAGAUUGGUCAUUUAUUGCUGCUGAUGCACUUAAUGUAAUAUAAUAGUGUGGUCCCUAUAGUAUAAUUGGAGGAUUCAAUAAAUUCGCACUUGGCCAAGCUGCUACUAAAUUCUUAUUAUUACCUCCACAUUACUAAAUGACAAUUUCUCUCACUCUAUUUAUGUACUUCUAAUAUAUUAAUAGUAGAAUUGAUACAUGGGAUGUAAACGAAUAUUUUCAAAUUUAUGUAGAUGAGAACUUAGAGUAUAAUUAAGCCUACUCUUAUUCAUAAGGACAAAUCUAUAUUUGUGGUUAAACAGGAAAUGAUCGAAAAGAUUCAAUCUUUGAUAUUUAAUUUUCAUUUCCACACACAGGAACAACAUCAUUCAUUGAGUUGACAAGUACUUUAGAUUAAAUUCCUUUUGAUGUAUAAUAAUUCUAAAAUUAGGAAUCAUGGGGAUUUAGGAAUUUCAGACUUUUCCUUUUUUUAUGUCCAUCUGGUUGUCUGAUUUGUUCAGAAUCAAAUUCAAAGGCUGAAUGUCAAACGUGGAUUAUUAUAGGUUCCNUAAAUAAAUAAAUUAUAUUUAUGAUAAAAAUCCCAUUGUUAGUAUUUUUCUUAUCUGAACUCUUUCUAUCAUUUCAGAUUAAACCAUAUUAGAAUAAGAAGAAAUUCUAAAAACUAAAUUAUUUUUGUACUCCUUUUGAGAAAAACUCAAAAUUAACUCCUCGCUAAGAAAAUUAUUGUAAUAAUUUAAACCACCAAAUGAUAGUCAAACCUACAAAAGCAUCAAAAAAAAAUUCUCCUAAUAAACUUGUAUCUGAAACAUAAUAAAGUUUCCAUAUGCAAUUAAUUUUUAUGGUUCAAAUAGAUGGGAAAUACAGAUUUCUAAAAUUAUCAGUUGAAUCGUCAUGA